Trichobilharzia regenti is the source of this 3266-nucleotide messenger RNA. The record is from the annotation of a GenBank genome assembly. NCBI's taxonomy places the organism in Eukaryota, Metazoa, Platyhelminthes, Trematoda, Strigeidida, Schistosomatidae.
CAGGCGCUCUCAUUGAAGAAGGACGCUUCGUGCGAAUGAGAAAAUAAAAGAUGAACGAACUCGAAAAACUCCUGAGUUAGUUAUGAUAUUCCUGAUAUAACUACUCCAAUGUAUAGGCAAAGCUACUAAUCCUGUUUCUGAUCAAUAUAAUUCUGAUACAGUGAAUGAAAUCGCUAAGUUAAUAGAUACUCAACCUAAUGGUCCAGUUUUUACUCUACGUCUACUUGCUCAUAAGAUUAAGUCUCCACAUGAAAGAGAAGCUCUAAGUUCAUUGGCUUUGUUGGAAUCUCUGUCUAAACGGUGUAGUCCAACGUUUAUUUCCGAACUUGGGAAAUUCAAGUUUUUAAAUGAAUUGAUCAAAGUCCUUUCACCAAAGUAUCUGGGUGAUCAAACGGCUACAUCUGUAAAAAAUAAAUGUGCUCAGCUAUUGCAUAACUGGCAACGUGAUUAUUCAACCAGUGAACCGAAAUUUGCUGAGGCUUAUAAUAUGCUUGUUAGAGAAGGUAUUAUCACUGCAGAACAAAUCACCACAAAUGGACCUAAUUCAAAGGUUGGUCAUACUGCAUCGUCAACUGCUGAAGAAAGGCAGAAUAUAUUUGAACGUAAUAAAAAAUCUGAGCGUUUAACUCAACUCCUUCGAAGUCGUAAUCCAGCUGAUCUACGUGAAGCGAAUGCACUUAUCAAGAGUAUAGUUGAAGAAGAUCAAGUACGUAUGGAGAAAGUGAGUCAAAGGACUAGUGAAAUGGAAGCCUUAAGAAAUAAUACAAUAUUAUUAGAAGAAAUGAUUAGUACAUAUAUGCUUGGUGAAAGUACAGAGGCUGAAUUAGAAUUAAUGAGCGAACUGGUCGAAAAUAUCCGUAAAGCACGUCCAUUAUUAUACAGUUUCUCUUUAACCCAUGAAGAACAAGAUAUGGAGACAUUAACUGAAAUUGGUCGAAUAUGUGAUCGAGCCAGUGAAGUGAUAUCAAAUUAUGAACAGAAGGUAACAGGAGGCAAACGAGAUCACGUCAAAUCAACACCGCCAUCAUCCUCAGCAUCGUCAGCGUCAUCUACCCCGGUCAAGAAUAGUUCACAGUCGUCAUCACCAUCGAAGAAUGAAAUCAAUGAUGCCGCAUCGUCAUCAUCAUCAUCAACAACAAGCGGCGGCAGCAGUCGAAUUCCUGAUCUCCUUACUCAAGAUUUAAUGAAUUUAGGUUUAGACGAUCCAAUUAAACCUUCUUCUUUGACAGUAUCCUCAGCGGAUGUCUUAAUGCUAUUGUCGACUAGUAGUAGUAGUAGUAAUAAUAAUAUAUCAUUGAGUCCAACUGUUGUCAGUGGUACAAAUGGAUCUUCAACUGGCGGUGGAGUUGGUGUUGGUGGUGCUAAUCAACUCAUUCCAUCAUCGACGAAUCAAAUUUCAUUGAUUACUACUAAUAAUAAUCAUAAUCAUAAUCGUGGGCAUAAAUCGAAUUAUGAAGAUCUUGAGGAUAUCUUUUCUACACUGUCUAGUAAUAACAACAUCUCAACAAAUGUGACAUCCGUCUCAUCAACACUUUACCCAACUAUCUUCAAUUCUGUACAAACCAAACCUUCAAAGUUAGAAGCCUCCUCCUCCUCCUCUUCCUCCUCCUGCACAGGACGUGGACAAACGGCAAAUUCUAAUUCUAAAGUUUUCAGUGAAUUAGAUAAUCUUAGCCGUCAAAUGCUUCAAUUAUCAAAAACCAAUGCUUUGGCAGACACCAAUCUCUCUAGACUUCUUGGCAAUGAGUCGGCUGCAUCCUGUACCACAACAACAGCAACAAUACUGCCGACAAAGUCGCUAACACCUACUAAUCAUCAUGUUGUUAUCGAUAGUGUUUGCCAUAACAGCGAUGACAUCAUGACACCACCGCACAAUCCUAUUAACAACAAGAAGAAUAAUGAUAAUAGUAGUAGCCGAAAUCUAGUCAAUGAAGCCAAAACUAAUCCUGUUCAUCAUCUUCCUAAGCCUGAUAAUAAUGACGAUGUCUCCUUAAAUCAAGGUCAUAAAAACAGUGGUAGUAUUGAUUUAAAAUCAAUCAAUAUUCAGCUAUCGUCAAUUCUACCGCAUCCAGUGUACAGUACACCAGUAAUUCUUUAUCCUGUUCAUUGUCAUCGUGAUGCUGAUGAUAAUGAUGAUGACGGCAAUGUUGGCGACGCUGAUAACUUCCACAUAGACAAGAAUAAUAGUAUACAAUUAGCACUGCAUUAUGCACAGAAUCGACCACAUCCUGAGGUGAUGGUAUUUGUCGCUGUUAUCUCUAGUCAAAAUUCUCUACCAAUUACUGAAAUCAAUGUAAGAUUUGCUGUGGAAAAACCUUGUAGAAUUCGACAACUAUCAGCCUCUGGUCAAAAUUUGCCAGCUUAUUCACCUUUUCUACCGAGUGCUUCAAUAAGUCAAAUAGUAUUAAUUCAUAAUCCAUCAAAUUUGGAGAAAUUCGUCCUUAAGUUUCAAUUUUCUUUUGUGUUAGACGGUGAAGCUAUCCUAGAGUCUGGAAAUUCAAUCUACCUUCUGCAUAAUCACACAGUCCCCCCGCACCUAUCCUUCCAUUUUCUGUGUGUGUGUGUAUGCGUGCGCGCGCGUGCUUGUGUUAGUGUACUUGAUUGCUGAUUGGGCAGUUUUUUCACAAGUCUCUUUCUAUGGUAACAUACAGUAUUAUACAUAAUAGAAACAUUACAUGCGAACGGAUUCGUCAACAACUACUACAUAUUGUGAUUGAUUUCGCUAUCUUUCGUGACUUAUUUCUUUUGACCAUACAUUUUUGAGUUGACACCUAACUUGACUUCUGUUUUUGCUCUUCGAUUUGUUUUGGUCCUCGUUUUUCCGUUAAUAUUGCGGAAAAAUGGUUUUAUGACGUGUACUUGUGUAUGACAAAAUGAAAUAAAGAGUAAUAUAUAUUGUGAUAAGCGUGGUUUUUCAAAACAUUUUAUUGUUCUUUGCUUUGUUUUUGUGUUGUUUUUUAAAUAUUUUUCAUAUGUUUCAUAUUUUGGAUCUCUCUGAUCUCAGUUUUUGUUUUCCAUUUUUUCCCAUUUCUCUUAUCCGCCUUCCCCCCAUUUUCAUGCCUGGAAAUGUAUACAGAAGUGCGUUUUCAUUUAUACACCUCCCCCCUCUCUCUCUCUCCCGUCCCCCAACACACGCAAUGUGAUUGCAAUAUAUAACAUUGAGUGACUUAUUUGAUGUUUUUUUUCAUUUGUACUACUUCUUUAUAAAUGAGUAGUAUAAUGUUAAUUAGGUAAAUUUUAUUCUUGAGGUAAUGAUAAAAAUGAUG